AUGGAAAAACUACUAGAAGUAGUGAGUUAUCCUAAAAAUUUGAAAGUAAAGUUGGCAUCUUUUUACUUGGAGGGACCCGCUGAUACGUGGUGGGGUACAAUCAAGAAAACCUCUUCUCAGGCUAUUUCCACUUGGGAAAUGUUUGUAGAAAAAAUGAGGAAUAAGUUUUUCCCUCCAGCUUUGAGAAGGAAGAAAGAGAAUGAGUUCCGAUUCUUGAGACAAGGACAAAUGUCAGUGCUAGAGUACGCUGCCAAGUUCGUAGAGCUCUCGAUAUUUGCUACAGAUUUCACUAGUAAUGAAAGGGUGAAGUCCAUGCGUUUCUUUGAAGGAUUAAACCUGAAGUAUCAAAAGAGAAUCGGGGUUUAUAGUAGUUUUUAG
Molecule: messenger RNA, 378 nt
Organism: Beta vulgaris subsp. vulgaris (sugar beet)
Lineage: Eukaryota; Viridiplantae; Streptophyta; Magnoliopsida; Caryophyllales; Amaranthaceae
Exons: 1
Coding region: 1-378 (125 amino acids)
Source: RefSeq, a predicted model, not a curated record